Vairimorpha ceranae is the source of this 411-nucleotide messenger RNA. RefSeq lists its product as hypothetical. The coding region runs from base 1 to 411 and encodes 136 amino acids. The record is from RefSeq and is a predicted model, not a curated record. Lineage: Eukaryota; Fungi; Microsporidia; Nosematidae. The transcript has a single exon.
AUGAACUACCUAAAUUUCGUAUGUUUAUUUUUCAUGUUAAGUUGUAGUGAAUCACCACUUCUUCAGGCAGAAACUGGGUUUCAAAGAUUUACUUUAAUGGCAAAAAAGGCGUAUUUGGAUGCUGUUCAGCAAGGCAGGCAUUAUGUAGGACUUUUACAAGAUAAAUGUUUUUUGGCUAAAGAUUACUUAAUGGAGAAAUUUAAAAAUCUUAGAAAAAGAGGAGAACCAGUUUUUGUAGGUGAAAAUAAUGAUGAUAAUUUUACUGAAGAAGAAAUGAAGGAGAUGUUUGAGAAAUUAUUUAAAGAGAUGAAAUUCGGAGCAUUUAAGGAACAAAAGAAUGAGGAUAGUAAGAUUGAAGAAGAUGCAAAAGAAGAGGAAGCUCAAAAUGAAGAAAUUGAGAAGCCUUUAUAA